GUUUGAGCGUUGCGUGCGUUUCGGAGCUUCGAGCGGAGAUUUCGAUAUUGACUUUUGAGCCGAGCCGAGCCGUUUUGUUUCGUCUGUUUCUGUUUUCUCGCCUCUCCGACUUCCGUAUAAGUUCAUUUGCCGUCGGCCAACGUUGAAAAUUUCCAGCGCCUGUUGUCGCUAUCGCCGCGAUUCCUGUCGCCCACCAACACUCAUACUCAUACUAAAAAAAAAAAAAAACGGAAACCGCCAACGGAAACUGCGAUACGGAGCUCAGUUUUUUAAUUAACCCCGCCAAAUUAGUUUUGUUCAAGAAUAUUUCCCGCACCUCCGACAAAUGCAAAUGAAAUAGUGGCUGGCAAAUUUAUGAAUGCAGGCCGAGAAUUAUGCUUCGUCUGAUAAGACGAUGCGAUGAUAAAUGUGUGUGAGAGUGUCUUUAACAAUCGGUGGCCAUAAAUAAUGCUCAUUAUGGGCUGAGGCCUGGGAAAAACUAAUGAAAAUCAUUGUGUAGCCCAAAAGAGUUAAUACGCAUACGAAAGAGUAUCAUAUACUAUAAACGUACAUAUUUAUGUGGAUUUAUUAAGCUGUUAAAUUUGGAUAAACUUUCCGACCACUUUGACCAAUUUGAAACCGCUUCUCCAUAACUAAAACUUAACCAGUACCUGGUUCUUUAAGGCGCUACUCUGGCGCUUCAGGCUCAGCAAAUGAUCGGCACCGAGGAUAUGUCCGCAGCGGCUGGCAUGGACAUCAGUGAGUCCUUUCGUGCCGAGGAUCUCUCGAAGGCGGACUUCUUCGACUUUGUAACCGGUCCCGACAUGGGAAUCGGCAUCGGCGUGGGUGUGGGCGUGGAGGCCCUGGGCGUCAGUCUGCAUCAGCAACAGCAGCACCACCAGACCCACCAACAGCCGCCCCAUAGUCACAAUAAUAAUAACAGCCACGUCCAGGUGGUUCACCAGCCCAUUACGUCGCAGUCCCAGCAGCAGAGCCUCUGCGGUGGUGCGAGAACCAACAGCAGCAUGAUCCACGACGGCGGGGGCGGUGGUGCAGGCAGCGGCGGCGGUGGGGUCGUGGUGCCCGUCGGCAAUCGUAACGGAACCACCAACGGCGGCGAUCCCACGUUACAGGGCUACGAGUUUUGGCACCAGGACAAGGACAACAGUCGCCUGGACUCGAGCUCGAUUUUCGAGGACCUCGACCGCUACUGCUGGCAACAGCAGCCGGUCACAGCCAGCGCCAGCAAUGGUGGAUCCGCCAGCACCAACCAGCCCAGUCCCACGUCGCCGCAGAGCCACCUCCAACAGCAACAGCAGCACCAGCAGCAACAUCAGCAGCAGCAACACCAGCAGUUGCAGCAGCAACAGCAGCCCAAUGCGAGCAGUUCCUCGGCUGCUUCGAGUGGAGCGGGCAGCAGCAGCGACACGAUCAGCAGUUUGGACACCACCGAUGGCCAGAUCUACACCCUGACAGUAUUAAACGGAGGCGAGCCCUGGCUGAAGCGCUCGGAGGCGGAGCAGCUGCCCACCUCGCUGGAUCUGGACAGUUUGCUGGGCAGUUUUCCGGGCUACAUAAAGUCGGAGUAUCCCUACGACGACAGCGGCUUCAGUACGGACGGCAAGGAUGUGAUCGGCAAUGGAACGGAUGGUCUCAGCAGUAUUUCCCAGGCCCAAAAUCAGGGUCAGCAGCAGACGCAACAGACGCUGCCCUCGCUGGUCACGGCCAUUUCGCUGGCCGGUGGCAAUGAUUUGGGCCAACAGUUGGCCCAAUUCCAGAACAACAACAACGACUGGCAUAUGGCCGAUCAUAAUGCGGAAACGGAGCAGAGUACGGCGGAAUCGCUGCUGCGGAGUGCGCUGCAGGGCAAGGGCUAUGUUAGCAAGGGUCUGCACAUGCAGAACGGACUGACCGGCAUGCCGGUGGUCAAGGAUGAGGAUAUGCGGCGUCUGCUGUUCGCCGAUGAGGCAGCCGCCUUGGGUUUUGUCGACUCCACCUUAAGUGCCGCCCAGAUGUUCGACGAGGCCCAGGGUAUCCACCUGAGUGCCCAACAGCAGCAGCAGCAGCAACAGCAGCAGCAACAUAAUGGUGGCAGCAAUAUCCUGGUGGACGACAUGUUCCUGUCGCUGGAGAAUGCCUUCAGCGAUGAUUUCGAGAAGAUCAAGCGCAUAGCCAACGAAGUGCAGCAGUUUUGCUCUGCCGGCUCGGCGGGCACACCCACGCCGGGGGAUUAUGGACCACCCGGCGAUGUGCUGAUGCAAAUCUCACCCAGUGCGGCGACAGUUCCGCUGCAGCCACCGCAACCACUUAAACCGGAAGUGAGUACCUCCACUUCGCCUGCCUCGACGGUGGUUGUUUCCGCCGUCAGAGGAGGAGGAGGAUCAGGAGGUGGCGGCGGUGGAGUGACCAAGCCCAAGAAGGCCUACAAACGCAGCAGUAGCAAUAACAAUAAUCCCAAUGUGGCCAACAACAAUCCAAGCAGCGGGAGCAAUCCCCUCAUCGGCGGCAGCGGAAGUGGAGGCAGCUCCUCGUCGAGUGGCAGUGCCAGCAGCAGCAGCAAUAGUCCGCCAGCCAAUUCCGGCGGCAGUUCGUCCUCCUCGUCGGGCGGAAGUGCCCAGCGGAAGGAGCGAUCGCUGCACUACUGCUCCAUCUGCUCGAAGGGAUUCAAGGACAAGUACUCGGUGAAUGUGCACAUACGCACGCACACGGGGGAGAAGCCAUUCGCCUGUUCGCUGUGCGGCAAGAGUUUCCGGCAGAAGGCCCAUCUGGCCAAGCACUAUCAGACGCACAUGACCCAGAAGAACAACGGGAACCUAAUCAAGGGCGGUGGCUCCGGGAAGCAUCCACGAUCCAGUGGAUCAACAGGUGGCUCGUUGAACCAACGACAGCAGCAGCAGCAGCAGCAACAGCAACUCGGCGGUGGUGGAGUGGUGCCACCUUCGCUGCCCGUGAUGAUCAGCAAUCCCAACACGCCACCUAGCGGUAUACUGCCACCUGCCAAUGGACUCCUCGCCAAUCGGUAGUGAUCACCACUUGGAAGCGGGGUGUUCCCAUCCCGGCUAAACUAUUUCUUGUUCCUUACUCACAAAAUACAAAAGACAACACAAAAACCAACAAACACACAAAAAAUGAACAAAUGUAGAGAGAAACUAUAUUACUACUCUAAAUACCUAAAUACUCGUACUAUGCCCAACUCGAAUUUACGUCAUUGAUGAAUUCCUAUUUCAGCUUUCUGUGCAAUUCCUAUAUGCCCAAAUACACAAACACACUGACAGACAGACACUCGAAGCACUUCCAAAUACAAUACUCAAUCUUAUGUACAUUUACACAAACAAAUUAAAUUUAAAUGUGCCAAAUUUUGAAGAUUUUAAUUACUAAAGUUAAAUAAAUACCUACUACUAAAAUAUAAAUAUGCUAGGCGUGUAGAAAUAGAAGUGUAACGAUGCUAAUGAAGCAAUUCCACGAGUGGUGAUAUAAUAAAGAGGCCAAACGCUUCCUUGCUAAACGAUAAUGGAAUAAUGAUAAACGACGAAGAGAAUUCGGUUUUAAAAUCCCAACCCAAACUAGAAUCUCCCAAUCACCCGCAGUUCUUCAGAGUCUUCGUGUUUCCUGUAAAUUGAAAGUAUUCGUUUUCUUAGUUGCUCUGCCCAAAUUAGCAUAAAUUUGUUUGCUAGUGUUAAUGUAUAUUGUUAGUGUGUAUAUAUAAAUGUACGCCUAAAUAAAGAUAGUUUUUUUAUAAUUUUAAAACAUAAACUAAAGCAGAGGGAAUGCCAAAUAUUUGAGGGAGGAACACUGCUGACCUGAGCCACUAAAUUCGAAUCCGGAGCUUAUCCUACAUCAAAUUCCCGCUCCUUUCUCCUUCAAGGAUCUCUUUGAUCUCUUGGGCCGAGUGUUAGCCAACUUCAAAGGCAUUUGAAAUCAAAAGAAAGUAGGGGGCACAAGCAUUAAUUUACCAUCUACAACUAUGUUUAGACACACCAUAUGUUCAGCAACUCAACUUGCACUUGCCAUUAUUUUUGUAUUUGAUAAACACAAGGCGAAUUCCCUAUAAUUAAAGAUAACACCACACACCACAUUCCCAACCAACUAGCCGUAUUGUUUAGGCUAAGCUAACUGAUAAAUCAGCCGUAGUUAGUGGUUAAUUAAACUGCCAAUUAUUUUGUGAUAGUUUUAAAUGGACAAUAGUUUAGAUUACGCAAAAAAUAUCUUCAACGGUGUUUGGGUUAUGUAACGUUUUUUAACGAUUUGUUAUAAACUGUGUACACUUUGCAAUACGAGUAUUUUUCUGCUAAUUUAUUGAACUUAAUAGUUUAUGUACAUAGAGAACGAACCUUGUUUAUAUCCAAGCCUAGGCUAAGCCACACAUUGAAAUCUUAGUUAAAUCUUUGUUAGUUAUUAUUUAUGCACACACACACGAAAACCACACACACACAUCCAUCUGCAGUUAAGUUUUGCAUUAAU
Drosophila takahashii is the source of this 4440-nucleotide messenger RNA. Its product is annotated as zinc finger protein 853. Gene Ontology annotation, cellular component: nucleus. Lineage: Eukaryota; Metazoa; Arthropoda; Insecta; Diptera; Drosophilidae. The record is from RefSeq and is a predicted model, not a curated record. Gene Ontology annotation, molecular function: DNA-binding transcription factor activity, RNA polymerase II-specific; RNA polymerase II transcription regulatory region sequence-specific DNA binding. Gene Ontology annotation, biological process: urogenital system development; embryo development; regulation of transcription by RNA polymerase II.